UCUCCAAACUCUGACAGUUUUCAUCUUGUGGUGAUGGAGGAGAGAUAUGAGCCAUUGAAGGAGCUUGGAUCAGGGAAUUUCGGAGUCGCUAGGCUGGUUAAAGAUAAGAACACCAAGGAGCUUCUUGCGGUCAAAUAUAUUGAGAGAGGAAAAAAGGUUGAUGAAAAUGUUCAGAGGGAAAUCAUUAACCACCGGUCUUUAAGACAUCCAAACAUAAUCAGGUUUAAAGAGGUUUUGGUGACUCCAACACAUUUAGCUAUUGUGAUGGAGUAUGCUGCCGGUGGUGAACUCUUCGAGCGAAUAUGCAGCGCAGGUCGAUUUAGCGAAGACGAAGCACGGUUUUUCUUCCAGCAGCUAAUAUCCGGAGUCAGCUACUGUCAUUCCAUGCAAAUUUGUCACAGGGAUUUGAAACUAGAGAACACACUCCUGGAUGGAAGUCCAAUGCCACGACUUAAAAUAUGCGACUUCGGAUACUCCAAGUCUUCAGUGCUGCAUUCACAACCAAAAUCAACUGUCGGAACACCGGCGUAUAUUGCCCCAGAAGUCCUAUCACGAAAGGAAUACGAUGGAGAGAUUGCAGAUGUUUGGUCCUGUGGUGUGACAUUAUAUGUGAUGUUGGUUGGAGCAUACCCUUUCGAGGAGCCCGAAGAUCCUCGGAAUUUCCGUAAGACCAUCAGUAGGAUAAUGAGUGUCCAAUACACUAUACCCGACUACGUACGGGUGUCCGCGGAUUGCCGACAUCUUCUUUCCCGUAUCUUCGUUGCCAAUCCUGCCAAGAGGAUUAGCAUCCCAGAGAUUAAGCAGCACCCUUGGUUUCUGAAAAAUUUACCGAAAGAACUGGUUGAGAUGGAGAAGACAAACUUUGCGGAAUCCGAACGUGACCAACCAUCUCAAAGCGUUGAAGAAGUGAUGCGGAUCAUACAAGAGGCUAAGACGGGAACCGCCCAAGGAGCCAAAGUUCGUGAACAUGGUGUCGUUGGUUCAUCCGACCCGGAUGAUGCUGAGGAGGAUUUAGAAUCCGAAAUCGAUGUCAGCUGUGACUUUGAUGCACCUGUGUAAGAACAUUAUGUUUAACUGUUUUGACAAGAUUUGUGCAUCAAGGUAUGUAGUUUCUUUGGGAUUAUUGUUUAGUGAUGCCUUUUUUUUUAUCAUACUGGAAAAUGGCGUACAGCAGACUGAGACUGGAUU
Hibiscus syriacus is the source of this 1188-nucleotide messenger RNA. RefSeq names its product serine/threonine-protein kinase SAPK3-like. The transcript is spliced from 9 exons. Gene Ontology annotation, biological process: intracellular signal transduction; protein phosphorylation. NCBI's taxonomy places the organism in Eukaryota, Viridiplantae, Streptophyta, Magnoliopsida, Malvales, Malvaceae. Bases 34 to 1059 code for a protein of 341 amino acids. The record is from RefSeq and is a predicted model, not a curated record. Gene Ontology annotation, molecular function: protein serine/threonine kinase activity; ATP binding.